UACAAAGGCGCACGUUUUCAUCUUCCUCUCUCCUUCCUUUUCGACGGUGUGGAGUCGUAUCAGCAUCCGCUUCCCGAAUUCCGAGGGAUAAUCAGCGAAUGGCCGAAAGAGCAACCCCCUUCCUUCAUAAUCCCCAACUCUGAUUUUCUCUGCAUUACUUCUUCCCCCAUCCUCUAAAGUCUAUGCGCAGAUUGAAUCCUUAGGCAAUUAGAAACUCUUGUCCUUUGCUUCCAGUUCAGGUGUUCCAUUCGUCAUCCGCCUCUUAAUCUUCCUUUUUAUUUGGAGAAUCUCGAUUUCUCUAGGGACUAAUUUUGGGUCCAUUUCAAUUUCUAGGGUUCUUUUUAUUUCUUCUGAGAAGCGUUUGGAUCUGUUCAUGGCCGCUUACGCGGCUUGCCUCCGCGUUGUACGAUUCGGAACCAAUCCGGGCGUAAAUUUGUCUUCUCUGAGAUCCCUCGGUGCUCCGAGCUUGGCUUCGCUUCCAUCCGACAGGUUUCUGGCGGAUCAACCAGAUAUCCGUCCAUCGGCUUCUCUGGCAUCACAUUUUUCCUACAGACAUUCCUUAUCUCACCCGAGAUCUAUAUCUCAACUCGUGAAAUCCAAUGGAAAACGCUUGUUUCUGGUUGAUACGUUAGCCCUGGUCAGGAGGUUAGAGGCAGAAGGUCUGCCCACAAAGCAAGCCGAGGCAAUAACUAGUGCCAUAACUGAAGUUCUUAAUGAGAGCUUGGGAGUUGUUUCCCAGUUGGUUGUUUCAAAAGGAGACAUGCAGAAAACUGAAAUGGUCCAAGAAUCAAAUUUGUCCAAGUUCAAAAGUGAAAUCCACAGCUCACUGGAACACCACUUCUCAUCGCUGCAACAUGAGAAUGAGAAACUGCGCCAUGAUAUAGAGAGAAUCCGUACUGACUUGAGGCACGAGAUUGACAAAGUCACUGCUGGACAACGGUUGGACCUGAAUCUUGAAAAAGGGAGGAUAAGGGAUGAGCUGGCGAAGCAAAACUCAGAAACCUCAAACCUUACAAACAAACUGGAUCGGGAGAUUCACACAUUGAGGGCUCAGUUAGAAGCAGCAAAGUAUGAGGUUAUCAAAUACUGUAUCGGUUCACUUGUCUCCAUCUCCGCCGUGGGCCUCGCCGUCCUCCGCAUCCUCAUGUAGCCUCCUUUUUGAUGGAGCUCUAACUUUUUGUUUCUAUUUUAUCAAUGUAUCCAUUCACCCCUUUUUCUUCCUGUCAUUAUCUGUACAUUUUAUAGAUCCAAAACUGUGGGAGUAUAUUUUAUGUAUUUGCCGAUUACUAUGUGGAUGUGUGAGGGAUUUCGCUCCAACCAUUUCCAGUCGAAGUAUGUCUUUCCAAGUCGGAGUAAAUUCCCAACUGUAACACACCCUUUGGUUAUUGAAACAUAACGACCGAUGUAAUGUACGUAUCGAAACAUUAUGUAA
Molecule: messenger RNA, 1432 nt
Organism: Tarenaya hassleriana
Lineage: Eukaryota; Viridiplantae; Streptophyta; Magnoliopsida; Brassicales; Cleomaceae
Product: protein FMP32, mitochondrial
Exons: 7
Coding region: 374-1150 (258 amino acids)
Cellular component (GO): mitochondrion
Source: RefSeq, a predicted model, not a curated record